AUGGAAGAGGAUCCUCUUAAAGAGUUUAAGCAGAAGCUUGAAGUUCUCAGUAUCAAGCAUGCCGACAUUGCGGAGUUGACCGAUAUAGCAAGGGAACUAGUGCAAUUUGCCGACAGCAUUGUUGCAUGUGUAACUGAAAAGCUCAAGAGAACGGGAAGAGGCGAGCAGAAGCUCGCUCUUUUCUACUUUAUUGAUUCUGUGUGCAAAACCAGCAGGAAUCCAUUCGAUAUCCUCUUUGGGAACCAAAUAGAUCAUCUUUUCUGUUACACGUUUGCAAGUGUCGGCGACGUGCGUCUCCUGAAAGGAGGAGACACGUUGCGAGGGCGGUUGAUAGCCAUGAAGGAGUCCUGGCAUGGAAAUCAAAUGGAAGAGCCGCUAUUCGACCCUAGGAAGUUGUCUGCAAUCGACCAGUUUUUGGCUCGUACCCAGAACUUGUCCACGGUAUCAUAUCCAACAGCAGACGAGUUGAUGAUCAGCGGCAAAGCUAUUCUCGGUUCAGUCAUCAACUUGCUUGAGCAGCUUCAAGAGUUGGAAAAGCGAAAUUUGAACAAACAGGAAAGGGAGGUGCUUUGGAAGUUUCAGCGGGAACUAAACGAGUUAACUAGAACUUUGAACUCAUGCUUGAGCAGCAUAGAGGAAAGUCAAGAGAUCAAGCUCCAUCUUCCGGAGUUUUUUAUGCAACUAGAAGAGUGCCGCAAAGUGUUGAAUCUAAAACGAAGAGAGCAGAUGUUGUGGUUCAAUAAAGUCGAGCAGGAGCUCAAAGCUCGAACGAAAAGGGCCGACAUUGUUUCGUAUAGAAUCCAAAGGAGAAAAAUGAUGGAUUUGUAUAUCCAGAACAAUUUCGUUACUGUAAACCCACGACCGAGGGAGCAGUAUUUUCUGCUAUCGUAUGACCUAUCCGCUGAAAUCUCAAACUUUGGCAAGCCGAUAUCGAAAAAGAAUAAGCAACAACCUUGCAAAGAUGACGGCGCACCUUUUGUUGAUGGGAAAGAGCUGAGUCGGAAGCUGGUGCUGAAGCAGAAGCUGGAAACAGUUGAAGCGGAAGAAAAGACUACAACGAAAGGGGAUGGUGAGCAAACGGCCGAUCUUCUCGGGCUUUUUGGCGGCAUCAAGAGUUCGUUAUUUGGCAUAGGAGACCAGAAUCAAAAAGAACAUUUGAUUCCGGUCACCAUCGAGACUGCCACUGAGUCGAAAUCAAUGGUACCAACGAGUUGUACCGAUGACAGGUUGGUUGAAGAUGAGCAAGCUUCAAAAGAAGGAACUGGAGACAAAGAAAAAGCGGGACAUGAAGAGCUGGCGAAACUGACAAGAACGGAAGUCGACACUGAUGUUUGCAGACAGCUGGAUGUUGAUGAGUCUCUGGAUCAAAGCACGGGAGGUGACGGAGCCGGAGAUGUUGAUGACAAGGUUAACCCAAUAGCGGCUUCAGGGGGAGACAAUGUCGAAAAUGACCACCAGAGUCAUGAGGGCCUCGAAAAAGACACCCCGACAACUAACAGAGGAGACAAAAAACCUGCAGCUCGAAGAUAUCGGGAUCUCGUCAAGAUAAUGAACCAAUCGGCGAAUCAAAGUGGUGCAAACUCAGUCGAAACUCGAGGGGGCAAAAAUAGUACCCCCUUGGAAUUGGAUGCGAAGGAGCACAACAAUCACGAACAACCAGCUGGAGGAAAAAAAAUAGCAAAUGUGCAUCAAGUUGUUGUUCUUGAACCAGUGGCUAGCACACGCGAAGAUGAGGAAGAGCUUGACAGCGACAUAAACGCAGUACCCACGGCGCGUGCUCCUACACCUCCUGGAGUUACCCAUAGCAAGAAAUCAAGCCUGUCCUCCGACGAACCCAGUGCAUUGGAGAUUGGUGAUGGUGCUACUAUAAAGCCUAGCUUUGAUGAAAACUCUAGUCACGAUAGGAACAGCAAUUCCAAUGCAAAUACCGCUUCUACAAGUGCUGCGCUGGCCGCAGCUCCAGAGCCUGCGAAAUCAACCAAUGUUUCGCAGCCAAAAAACUUGAUCAAGAAAGCCCCUGUAGGUAGAUCUUGCUUAAAGAGGAAAAGAGGAAGCGGAGGAGCAGGAAAAGAUGACGGAAAGGAUAGAACAGUCAAAAGAGUAAGAUUCAGCCUUUAG
Messenger RNA from Lodderomyces beijingensis, 2118 nucleotides. The record is from the annotation of a GenBank genome assembly. Lineage: Eukaryota; Fungi; Ascomycota; Pichiomycetes; Serinales; Debaryomycetaceae.